CUAGGUCUCAGUAACAUCAUCGGCAUCAUCGUCUACAUCUCGGCUAACUCUGGCGACCCGGGUCAGAGCGACAGCAAGAAGAGUUACUCGUACGGCUGGUCCUUCUACUUCGGGGCGUUGUCCUUCAUCAUGGCAGAGAUGGUGGGCGUUCUGGCCGUCCACAUGUUUAUAGAGAAACACCGGAAGCAGAGGGCCAAGUCUCGCACCGAACUCAUCAAGAAAUCAGCGUUCAGCCGUAUCCCGUCUUACCGUUACCGCUUCCGCCGUCGCUCCAGCAUCCGUUCCUCCGAGGCGCCCAGCCGGGAUGCUUCUCCCAUGGGGAAGGGGGGUUACAGCGGCCCGGGGACAGCCUCCGACCUCCCCAUGUACACGCUCACCCCCCGCGAAGCCGGAUCUAAGGCCGUCAUGGGGGGAGUGCUCAAUUCAGAGAGGGAGUUUCUACAGGGCGGUACUCUGGCCAAGGACUACGGCAAAGACGCGGCCAAUAGGAGAACCACGCCCGUCUGAGGGAGGCGGGGCCUAGGAGGUGAUUGGAUGGGAGCUGGACGAUGAUAAUGAUGAUGAGAGACAGUGAGGGAGGAAGAGGCGUUAUGAACUUUGACCUCUCUGCAACCUCCAGGGAUAAUUGGC
This is a messenger RNA of Oncorhynchus gorbuscha (pink salmon), 630 nucleotides long. Its product is annotated as voltage-dependent calcium channel gamma-3 subunit-like. The record is from RefSeq and is a predicted model, not a curated record. NCBI's taxonomy places the organism in Eukaryota, Metazoa, Chordata, Actinopteri, Salmoniformes, Salmonidae. The transcript has a single exon. Gene Ontology annotation, biological process: positive regulation of synaptic transmission, glutamatergic; calcium ion transport; regulation of AMPA receptor activity. The annotation marks the transcript as partial. Gene Ontology annotation, cellular component: postsynaptic density membrane; AMPA glutamate receptor complex. Gene Ontology annotation, molecular function: channel regulator activity; voltage-gated calcium channel activity.